AUGACGACUCUGGCAUACACCUCCCUUGAAGACAUUCCAAAGAUCCACGAGCGUGCACGUCAAGCAUUUCUCUCGGGAAAGACAAAGUCUAUCUCUUUCCGCAAGGCUCAGAUUGCGCAAGUCGGGUACCUCAUCAAGGACAAUGAACAGCGUAUCAAAGAUGCCCUAAAGCUCGACUUGUGUCGUCCUGAGUUCGAGACUGAAUUUUCUGACUUCACCGCCACGUACAUGGACGUGCGGUCGUCAUACGACAAUGCCGAGAAAUGGUCAAAACCUCAGAAGACGGACUUCAACUUCAACUUCUUCGCCAUGAGCCCGAAGACGAAGGCAGAACCCAAAGGCGUCGUGCUCUUCGUUGCGCCAUUCAACUUCCCGGUUUUCCUCAUCUUCUCACCUCUGGUUAGCGCUAUUGCAGGGGGCAACGCAGCCGUUAUCAAGCCCUCCGAGCAAACCCCUGCUUUUAGCGCUCUUAUUGCCGAACUCGUACCACAAUACUUGGACAACGACCUUUUCCAUAUAGUCAACGGUGGACCGACAGAGACCACCAAGAUCCUUGAGCUUCGCUGGGACCACAUAUUCUACAUCGGCAACGGCCGCGUCGGUCGCAUUAUCGCUACGGCGGCGGCGCAGCAUCUUACCCCGGUAACGCUGGAGUUGACGGAUGGUGGAGCCGUAGCUCACAACAACAUAGGGAAGAACCCGGUCGUCGUCGAUCCGAAGUGCGACGUGAAGCUCGCCGCGCGCAGGAUCCUCUGGGGUCGCUUCUCCAACGCCGGCCAGACAUGUCUCGCCCCGGAGUACGUUCUCGUUCCGAAAACGUUCCAGGACAAGUUCGUAGAGGCCCUCGUGGAAGCUUAUCACUCCUUUUAUCCCGAGGGCCCGGCGAAGUCAGACUCCUUCAGCAGAAUCGUCUCGGAGAAGCACACGGCACGUAUCAAGCAGAUGAUCGACGGGACGAAGGGAACGAUCGUCGUCGGUGGCGAUGCGGACAUCUCGCAGCGUUACAUCGCGCCAACCAUCGUUAAGGAUGUCCGAGGAGACGAUUCCCUUAUGGCGGACGAAAUCUUCGGACCUGUGCUCCUCGUUAUCCCCAUUGAGGGUGUCGACGAGACUAUAGCCUUUAUUAAUGGCAGAGACUACCCGCUCGCGAUCUACGUCUUCUCUAAGGACAAGAAUUUCCAGAAAAAAAUCUUUGACAACACGCAGAGUGGAUGCGCGUCCACCAACGAGACUGUCAUCAGUGCAGGCGUUCCGGGAUUGCCCAUGGGUGGCAUCGGCGGCAGUGGUUACGGGUACUACACCGGCAAGCACGCAUUCGACGAGUUUACCCAUCUCCGUGUCUCUCUCGAUAACCCAGGCUGGGUCGACAAACUCGCUCUGGGUGUCCGUUACCCACCCUACAAGCCAAGCAAGGUGCUGGCGCUGCUCGCGCCCGGGCUGCCGCCGCGCCCCGUCGGCGGCAAGCCGGCGGCAGCGAAGAGGUGGGCGUUCUGGCUCGCGGUGGCCGCCGCCGGCGCUGCAGCGGUGUUGUUGACCACCGGCCCUGGCGCGGGGCUUCUUGCGCAGUUCCGCAAAGCUGUGAAGUUGGCGGGGUGA
Molecule: messenger RNA, 1596 nt
Organism: Trametes versicolor FP-101664 SS1
Lineage: Eukaryota; Fungi; Basidiomycota; Agaricomycetes; Polyporales; Polyporaceae
Product: NAD-dependent aldehyde dehydrogenase
Exons: 17
Coding region: 1-1596 (531 amino acids)
Biological process (GO): aldehyde metabolic process
Cellular component (GO): cytoplasm
Molecular function (GO): aldehyde dehydrogenase (NAD+) activity
Source: RefSeq, a predicted model, not a curated record